AUCAUUCCCGGGUGGGGAUUUCCCGUUUUCAUGUUUGACUGUUGGUACGAGGGGGUACGAGUCGCGCAAGUGAAAUGUCGUACACAAACACAAUGACAUAAUAGUAAUUUACAUUCUUUCCCCAAAAUUAGAAUAAACCAUCUUUGCACAUUGGAAUCGACCAAGGUCUUACUCCCAGUUCAUCGCCAUUGGAACUUGAACAUAAAGUCGAGAUAAGGAUUAUGACAACGAUACGGAAAGUGAAAGUUGCUGUGUAUAGUGGAAGCGUUGAAAACAACGUGGCCGGACUCAUCGCUGAAAUAAGAGAGAGAAUGGCAGAUUAUGUUGAAGAGGUUAAAUAUGUUCAGCUACCUUACAACAUUAGUGAUAUGCAGAAGAUGAAACUAGAUAAGAAUUACUACAUGUUGCUCUGUCAUUCAAUCAACAAUAGAAGAUUCUCAAUCACCAAUGUCACUGAUGCUCUUUAUGAUGACUUCCUCAAGAAAGCCAAGAAACGAUUAGGUCGCCGUAGAAUUGGUGUGAUUGCUCAUGACUUUGAUUCUGCUGAGCUCUCUCCGGACAAACUUAACAGUAGAAUGGAUUCCUUCAGAACCAAUCAAGAAAGAACAUUUAGAAAAUCAAUUCUGCAACUUAUCGGUGGACAGCUAUCUCAAUCACCGGUAGAGAUUAAUGAUGAUCAAUGGGAGGAACUCAGAAAAUAUCUCAGAAAUGAAUUAAAGAAUCCGAAGCCCCGGAAAGCUGGCAGCUGCAUGUAAAUCGUAUUGUAUGAACUAUAUAUUAUCACAUUGUGGCUUAAGUUGUGAAGUAUAUGCAAAGGAAAUUAUUUUGCAUUUUGGUUUGAUUAUAAUAUUGAUAAUAAUAUCUAGUUCUAUAGAAUAUCACAGACCAAGGCUGUGGAUAUUUUGACUUUUUUCUUAAACGCAAAUUUAUUAUGGAAACGUGAUAGAUGCAGAUUGUGUACAAAAGACAAACUUCCUCUAUACAGUGCGUAUCAAAAAAAAGUUUACACUUUAAAAAGCCCUGGGAAUUAAAAAAUAUACAACAUGCGGGU
Molecule: messenger RNA, 1051 nt
Organism: Lytechinus variegatus (green sea urchin)
Lineage: Eukaryota; Metazoa; Echinodermata; Echinoidea; Temnopleuroida; Toxopneustidae
Exons: 3
Coding region: 222-755 (177 amino acids)
Source: RefSeq, a predicted model, not a curated record